Penicillium roqueforti is the source of this 1431-nucleotide messenger RNA. RefSeq lists its product as uncharacterized. The record is from RefSeq and is a predicted model, not a curated record. Lineage: Eukaryota; Fungi; Ascomycota; Eurotiomycetes; Eurotiales; Aspergillaceae. Gene Ontology annotation, molecular function: transmembrane transporter activity. Gene Ontology annotation, cellular component: membrane. Gene Ontology annotation, biological process: transmembrane transport. The transcript has 8 exons. Bases 1 to 1431 code for a protein of 476 amino acids.
AUGCAGAACCACAAGAGUCCAGCAGAUAUGGUGGAAGAUGUGGAGAUAGGGAUGAAGAAUGGAAGUCCUUCCCCGGCGAUCGAGGUCGACUUCGAGCAAGAAAAGUCCCUCAUUCGCAAGCAAGAUCUUCGAAUUCUACCCCUAUGCGCUGGAAUUUAUCUACUUUGUUACCUUGACCGUUCCAAUGUUGGCAAUGCGAAGACUCUCAACUCAGGCACAGGCAAUGAUUUGCUCGACGAAACGAAUAUGACAGACCACCAAUACAUCAUCGCUCUAAUGGUGUUCUUGAUCGCCUACGGUCUCUUUGAAGUCCCUUCCAACUAUUUCCUCAAGAAAUUGAAACCAAGUCGCUGGAUUGCGUUCCUCAUGUUCUCCUGGGGCGCAGUCACCAUGGGCCUUGGAGGUGCCCAGAAUUUCGCACAAGUCGCAGGAGUUCGUUUUCUCCUCGGGGUGCUUGAAGCUGGCCUAUUCCCUGGACUAGUAUUUUACCUCACAUUUUGGUAUAAAGUGUCGGAACGAUCAUUGAGAGUCGCGUUUAUCUUGGCUUCUGCCACCUUGGCAGGCGCGUUUGGAGGAGCCAUUGCAUACGGAGUCGGGCAUAUGAAUGGUGUAAGGGGUCUUUCCGCCUGGAGAUGGCUCUUUAUCAUUGAAGGCGCGCCUUCGUGCGCAUCUGCAAUCCUUGUUUGGUUCUUUCUUCCAGAUUACCCAGAGACUUGUGGUUUCUUAACUGCGGAGGACAAGGCACUGGCUAAACAGCGACUCGCCGUGGAAGGAGGCCAGGGUGCGGCCAAAGCAAUGACCUGGAGUGAAGCCAAGGCAGUGUUGACAGAAUGGCGACUUUAUGCCCAUUAUCUGGUAUACUUUUCCAUUUCCGUGCCAUUUUCUAGUCUGUCACUUUUCACACCAACCAUCACCGCCGGUUUGGGUUAUGAAAAUCUACAGGCUCAGUUGAUGACGGUUCCUCCAUAUGCCGUUGCAUAUGUAGUAACUCUUGCGGUCUCCUGGUCUGCAGACUACUUCAAUGCUCGCGGUAUGCAUUCUGCUAUCUUCUCAUUUAUUGGUGCUAUGGGUUUCUUAGCUUCCGCUGUCCUUCCUGCAGACGCUUAUCUGCACCGCUAUGGAUGCUUGAUUGUCGCUACCUCGGGUGCAUUCUCAUGCAUUCCUCCUCUUCUGGGCUGGCUGUCUUCCAAUCUCCGCUCAACGGCUGGAAUUGGUUUGGCCAUUGCGAUGAAUAUUUCCUUCGGAGCGCCUGGUCAAAUCGUAGGUGUCUGGAUCUACAAGUCCAAUCAAGCCAAGAAAGGCUUCCCUACUGGCCACUGGACCAACGCAGCGCUCCUGCUGCUUGCUUGUUCCGUAUGUGUUUCUUUGAGACUGUAUUACGGGUGGAUGAACCGGCGGUUGGCCCAAGGCCAGAUCAGAUAUGUCUACUGA